Messenger RNA from Pseudozyma flocculosa PF-1, 999 nucleotides. RefSeq lists its product as uncharacterized. The coding region runs from base 1 to 999 and encodes 332 amino acids. Lineage: Eukaryota; Fungi; Basidiomycota; Ustilaginomycetes; Ustilaginales; Ustilaginaceae. Gene Ontology annotation, cellular component: cytoplasm. The record is from RefSeq and is a predicted model, not a curated record. The transcript is spliced from 2 exons.
AUGUCCGGGCAUCCAGGCUCGAUGCCCACUACCCACGAAGCGUCCACACCCUCGCAACCUCAGGACGCAUCCACGUCGACCACACGAGAAGAGGAGGAAUACACAGCCUCGUUCCCGACCUAUGUCCAAUCGUCUUUGCACCGUCACAACGACGACGACGGCGAGGGGGAGGGCGAGGAGGACGAUGACGAGGCGUUGUUCGCCGAGCUCGAGAGGGAGGUCGAGGCGAUGGACGACCAACGCAAUUACCCCGGCUCCUCGGCGGCGCAGGGCAAGACGACGGGCAAGUGGGUGGGAAGAGGUGCCGAGGAUGUCGAUGGGUUCCUCCGAGACGAUGUCGUGGGGGAUCGGGAUGAGGAGGCGGUGGGUGGGUUCGAUAUGGCAGAGUUUAGGGAGAGGAGGAUGCUUGAGAUCCGCGAAGAACUGGCGCGGCGCAAGCAGGGCACGUCGAGCUCGUCUCAGAACUCGUCGUCGUACGCGCUGCGGGGCAAGCUGACGGAGAUCAGCCACGAAAAGGAGCUGAUCCACCUCUCGGCGCAAGAGGCGCGGGUGGCCAUCCACUUUUUCCACGCCUCGUUUGAGCGGUGCAAGCUGCUCGACCGGCACCUCGAAGUCGUGGCGCGCCUGCACCCGGACACGCUCUUCCUGCGCGCCAACGUGCUCAACUGCCCCUUUCUCACCGCCAAGCUCGGCAUCAAGGUGCUGCCCUGCAUCGUCACGUUCCGCGAUGGCGUCAGCAAGGACAAGAUGGUCGGGUUCGAGGAGCUCGGCAACUCGGACCGAUUCACGACGGGCGCCCUCGAGUGGAGACUCGGCCAGUCCGGCAUCGUCGACCCGCGACGCAACCAGAAACCCAUCCUCGGCUUCGCCGAGCAGCAGAGGGAAUCUGUCGGCGUCGGCGUCGUUGGCGCAUCGAGCGGGAGGCGGAGGAAGGAUAAAAACGGCCGCUGGAUCGACGAAGGUGACGGCGACGAGGACGAUUACUGGAACGACGACUAG